This is a messenger RNA of Zalophus californianus (California sea lion), 4344 nucleotides long. RefSeq names its product REL proto-oncogene, NF-kB subunit (gene REL). Gene Ontology annotation, cellular component: cytoplasm. Gene Ontology annotation, molecular function: RNA polymerase II cis-regulatory region sequence-specific DNA binding; DNA-binding transcription factor activity, RNA polymerase II-specific. Gene Ontology annotation, biological process: innate immune response; canonical NF-kappaB signal transduction; non-canonical NF-kappaB signal transduction. NCBI's taxonomy places the organism in Eukaryota, Metazoa, Chordata, Mammalia, Carnivora, Otariidae. The coding region runs from base 296 to 2083 and encodes 595 amino acids. The transcript has 10 exons. The record is from RefSeq and is a predicted model, not a curated record.
AGGCUGCCUACCUCUAGGCCCGGCAGGCGCUCGGGUUUCGCGGCGCUCCGCCCCCUGCCCCUGGCUCCCGCACCUUGGACGGCGAAGCCGGGUGAUCCGGAACGCGAGAAUUAAGGGGGUGGGAAGGUGUGAGCCGCAGGUCCCGAGGAGGGCGGGAAGGAGGAGGAGGCCCCGGGGGUUGGUCAGGCGGACUGGGGGUCCCGCCGGCAGAGUCCCUCCGCCGCCGGACCGACGCGGGCUGAUUGUGGCGGCCUCGGGUCGGACUCUUGAAGAGGGCGGCGCGGUGAGCUCAGCCAUGGCCUCGGGUGGGUAUAACCCAUGUAUAGAGAUCAUUGAACAGCCCAGGCAGAGGGGCAUGCGUUUUAGAUACAAAUGUGAAGGGCGAUCAGCAGGCAGCAUUCCAGGGGAGCACAGCACAGAGAACAACCGAACAUACCCAUCUAUCCAGAUUAUGAACUAUUACGGAAAGGGAAAAGUAAGAAUUACAUUAGUAACAAAGAAUGACCCAUAUAAACCUCAUCCUCAUGAUUUAGUAGGAAAAGACUGCAGAGAUGGCUACUAUGAAGCAGAAUUUGGACAAGAACGCAGACCCUUGUUUUUUCAAAAUUUGGGCAUUCGUUGUGUAAAGAAAAAAGAAGUAAAAGAAGCUAUUAUUUCAAGAAUAAGGGCAGGAAUCAAUCCUUUCAAUGUCCCUGAACAGCAGCUGCUUGAUAUUGAAGAUUGUGACCUCAAUGUGGUGAGAUUAUGUUUUCAAGUUUUCCUCCCUGAUGAACAUGGUAAUUUGACAACGGCUCUACCUCCUGUUGUCUCUAACCCAAUUUAUGACAACCGUGCUCCUAAUACUGCAGAAUUAAGGAUUUGUCGUGUAAACAAGAACUGUGGAAGUGUCAGAGGUGGUGAUGAAAUAUUUCUACUAUGUGAUAAAGUUCAGAAAGAUGACAUAGAAGUUCGGUUUGUGUUGAACGAUUGGGAAGCAAAAGGUAUCUUUUCACAAGCUGAUGUACACCGUCAAGUAGCCAUUGUUUUUAAGACUCCACCAUAUUGCAGAGUGAUAACAGAACCAGUGACAGUAAAAAUGCAGUUGCGGAGACCUUCUGACCAGGAAGUUAGUGAAUCUAUGGAUUUUAGAUAUCUGCCAGAUGAAAAAGAUACUUACGGUAAUAAAGCAAAGAAACAAAAAACAACUCUACUUUUCCAGAAACUGUGGCAAGACUGCGCAGUUAAUUUUCCUGAAAGACCUAGACCUGGUACCCUAGUAUCAACUGGAGAAGGAAGAUUCAUCAAAAAAGAAUCUGGAAACUUUUCUCAUGGUGCAGUUUUGACAGAAAUGCCCAGGACUUCAGGUGUUUCAAGUCAAGGAGAUUCCUAUUAUUCCUCACCUGUGUCCAUCUCAAAUGCACUGUCACAUCAUACUUCACCCAUACCUUCAAUGGUGUCUCAGCCUUCUUCCAGCUGGUCGUCAGGGGCCCACCCCACCUCGCGCACAGUCAGUACGAAUCCACUGAGUGGUUUUUCAACAGGGACACUUCCCUCUAAUCCACAAGGUAUCUCGCCAUAUCUGGAAAUGCCACUUGAGCGUGAUUUGAAUGCCUCUAAUGCUUGUAUUUAUAACAAUUCGAAUGACAUAGGCAGAAUGGAAGCACCAUCCAUGUCACCAGCUGAUUUAUAUGGUAUUUCUGAUGGCAACAUGCUGCCGAAUUGCCCUAUGAAUAUGAUAACACCUAGUAAUGACAGCAUGAGGGAGACUGAUAAUCCGAGACUUGUGAGCAUGAAUCUUGAAAACCCCUCAUGUAAUUCGGUGUUAGACCCGAGAGACUUGAGACAGCUCCAUCAGAUGUCCUCUCCCAGUAUGCCAGCAGGCGCUGGCUCCAGUACGGCUGCGUUUGUUCCACAGCCAGAGGCAUUUGAGAGAUCUGACUUCAACUGCACAGGUAACAGUAUGAUAAAUGAGGCAGGACCAUCAAACAGUACUAAUCCAAACAGUCAUGGUUUUGUUCAUAGUCAGUAUUCUAGUAUUGGCGCUAUGCAGAAUGAGCAAUUAGGUGACUCAUUUGCAUUUGAUUUUUUUCAAGGUAACUUGUAAAACUUAAUUGGUUGUUUGGGUAUAUUGAAUUCAAAGCUGGAAAGUAUCAUAUAGGGGAAAUCCUGAAAUAGAAACUUAAAAACUGUUUCUUCUUUCGGAAACAUGUGACCCGAUAACUGUGUGCUGUGGAAUUUGUCUUUAGAGUCCUUUACCCCAUUUUCCUAGUACAGAAUGAGGAGAAAAUGAGAGCAAGGCUCCAGUUCUUCAAAAUACAAUUUUUUUAUACUUCUUUUAUAUUGUAUUAAUGUAUUCUUAGUUAAAUGAAUUAACUGAUAUUUGCUUUUAAGCAAAUUUAAGGUAAAACCUGUAAUGACUGUGUCAUUAGAAAAAUGAUUUCCUUAUUAUUUUUGAGACCCAUAGGCCAAGGUGACCCCUAAGGGGUUUUCUGAGGCUUCUUGGAGUUUCUUAGAUUUAUAUGUAAAUCAAAAAUCUUUAAAAUCUUUAAGAAUCUAACUUGGCAGGGGGUGCCUGGGUGGCUCAGCCGGUGAAGUGUCUGCCUUCAGCUCAGGUCAUGAUCCCAGGGACCCUGGGAUCUGGUUGCAUCAGGCUCCCUGCCCAGCAGGGAGUCUGCCUUGCCCUCUCCCUUCCCCACUCCCGCUCGUGUGCACCUGCAUGCUCUCUCUCUCAAAUAAAUAAAGUCUUAAAAAAAAAAAUCUAACUUGGACAGAAAGUGAAGUGAGCUUUCAAGGAAGGGGAAGUUCUCUACAUUUUGGACCAUUUUAAAUAUCUAAAUUGCUUGUGAGUUUAGCUUUACACCCACGUCUUUAAGGUAAAGAAGUUUCCUUAGGCCUGUCUUCUUUCUUGUGUUUCCUCACUCACUGUGAUCUCAUCCAAUUUCGUGCUCUUUGUUCGUAAAUUUUAUCCCUAGCUUAGACCUGUCCUCUGACCUCCAUACUUGGAGCUUACGCAUGUAUGUAAAACUACUUAUUCGACAUUUCUACUUAGAAACCUAAUUAAUGAACAAAAAUCCAGCUCAGACUCAACAUAUCCAAAACUGAGUUCUUGAUCUUCCUCCUUGUGCCCCUAUAGUCUCUUCUCUCCAAAGUAGCCAGAAUGAUUAUUUUUAAAACAAGUCAAAUUGUAUCAUUCAUCUGCUCAAAACCAUCCAGUGGCUCCCCAUUCCCACUCAGAGUAAAGAUCAAAGUCCUUAAAAUUGGCAGGCUCAUACUUCGUCUCCUAUCUCAUCUCUUACUGUUUUCUUCCCCUCAUUCAGCUCCAGGCACUCUGCCCUCAUAGUCUCUCUUCAAAAACACCAAGUAUAUCCGUGCCUCAGACUCUUUGUACUUGGUGUCCCCUCUGGCUUGACUGUUUUUCUCUCAGAUACAUGCAUAACUCACUUCUUAAUGUCCUUCAGAUUCACUCACCUGUUACUGAUUAAGGCCUUCCUCGAAUCUAUACGCAUCAGCACUCCAUGUCCUCUUUCCUUUCUGUUGGUCCAUAGCACUUACCAGGAUCUGACCUUUACUAAGCAUUUAUUUUUUACUUUUAGUUUUUCUCCCUAUACUGGAAUAUAAGCUUCACAAAGGUAAAAAUUUUUGUGUUUUGUUUGUUGAAUCCUCAGUUUGUAGAACAGGGUCUGCCUCAUAUUAAGCAUUCGGUAAAUAUUUAUUGAAUGUUCAAAGUACUACUAGUAGAAGUUUGUGUUUUUUUUGAAAGAACAGCUUUAAUUAGAUAUUUAUGAUUUUUAUAAUGUGACAUUGGGUUUAUGUCAGAAUCAUGCACCUUCAGGUCAAGGAUUAAUGUAAUCCAAACCAUCUGAAAGCAAAGUAAUCCCAGCGGCAAAAUGAUGGUAGAAUUUAGGCAGUAAUCUUAGUUGUGAUGGAAUUGUCAUGAUGCUAAGUAACUGACUUAUUGAAGACUUACUCUAUUUUACAAAUAGAACCUGCCAUAAAUGUUGAGCAUGUUCUGAGCUAGAAACAGUGUGUCAUUUCAUUUACACAGUGUCCAACCAAACCAGUAAGUUUACUGGAACAAUCAAAAUGGGAAAUGUAUGAAUAUCAUGUAAAUAAAAAUUCCGAGUUGAAUGAUACUGGGAAAUGGGAAGGAGAGCAAGAUAAGACUUGGGGUUAGGAUAGUCUAGGAAGCAGAAGAAGAAAAAGAUUAAAGAUACCUAGGUACCAUUAAUAUUUCUCAGAAAUUAUGAUUUAAAAAUGAAACAUUUGUUACAUAAUUUUAAAAACCAUAAGCAUAGGGCGCCUGGGUGGCCCAGUCGUUAAGUGUCUGCCUUCGGCUCAGGUCAUGAUCCCAGGGUCCUGGGAUCG